This is a messenger RNA of Danaus plexippus (monarch butterfly), 891 nucleotides long. RefSeq names its product 3-oxoacyl-[acyl-carrier-protein] reductase FabG-like. Bases 40 to 798 code for a protein of 252 amino acids. Lineage: Eukaryota; Metazoa; Arthropoda; Insecta; Lepidoptera; Nymphalidae. The transcript has a single exon. The record is from RefSeq and is a predicted model, not a curated record.
UAAACAUUCAUCACAGUGUUAACAGUUAUAUUGUCAGUAAUGAGUUUCUCGGACAAGGUAGUUAUUGUUACCGGUGCUAGCUCCGGUAUCGGAGCAGCUACAGCGCUGUUAUUCAGCAAAGAAAAGGCCAACGUUGUAAUAGUAGGAAGAAAUGAAGCAAAACUGAAGGUAGUGACGGCGCAAUGCGAAGAAGUCGGUAACAAGCCGUUAGUGAUCAGAGCAGAUGUUUCCGAUGACGAUGAGGCAGCAAGAAUAAUAAAUGAGACCAUCGAAAAAUACGGAAAACUUGACGUCUUAGUCAACAACGCUGGAAUUAUGCGUUCAGGAACCCUUGUUGAUGGAAGAGCUGUUCAAAGUUUUGACGAAAUGGUAAAGACGAAUGUUCGAGCUGUAAUUAACCUAACGCAGCUUGCUACACCUCAUAUAAUUAAAACCAAGGGGAAUAUUAUUAACAUAUCGAGCGUAGCGGGUAUGAGAGUCUUAAGGGGAAACAUAUUCUUGGCUUAUGGCAUGACUAAAGCUGCUUUGAAUUAUUUCUCUGAAGCCUGCGCUAAGGAACUUGCAAGUUACGGUGUCCGAGUCAACGGCAUUUGUCCAGGACCUGUCGUUACGGACAUUCUAGAAAAUUCAAAAAUAAAAAUGGAGGAGCUAAAGGAUGCGAACAUGUCGACUAUUAGCAACAGGUCUUCCACUUCUGAAGAAAUUGGUAAUUUAAUUUUGUAUUUGGCGAGCGAUAAAGCUGUAGGAAUGACUGGAUCGAAUUAUGUUAUUGAUAACGGCCUCUUAGUUCUAAAUUAAUGUAUAUAUUUCUACCACAAUAGUACAUAUUUUUUAUUUAAUAUGCAUGCAAUAAAUGUAAGUACUGUAUCAUAAAUAAAGUUUUUAUAAAAU